CUCAAAGCCCCAAUUUUCUGUUCACUUUUUCCGUCUUCCCAAACAGCAAUCUACUAAACGCGGUCGAGAGAGCUCGCUCAGGCUCAUCUGAUAUUUGGGGUUAGGGUUUUUUCUCGAUCCGACUCGCCAAUUCCAAAACCCUAAUUAUCAGAUCAGGUCUGAGCAUUCCGGUUAGCAGGGUCGCUUAGUUGAAUCAGCUAAGUUUCAUGUCUGACAUCGACGUACAGCUUCCCACUGCCUUUGAUCCCUUUGCCGAGGCAACUGCUGAGGACUCGGGUGCUGGGACAAAAGAGUAUGUACACAUCCGUGUACAGCAACGCAAUGGCAGGAAAAGCCUGACUACUGUGCAGGGAUUGAAGAAAGAGUUUAGCUAUAACAAGAUACUCAAAGACCUUAAGAAGGAAUUUUGCUGCAAUGGUACCGUUGUCCAGGACCCAGAACUAGGACAGGUCAUUCAGCUUCAAGGUGAUCAGCGAAAGAACGUAUCUACCUUUCUAGUCCAGGCUGGGAUUGUGAAGAAAGACAAUAUCAAAAUUCACGGUUUCUGAGUCGUUGCAACCUGCAGCAACAUCGACCUCUGCAGAAUGCGUCUCUCUGAAGUUCUGAACCCUCAGUUGAGAAGUUUGUUAUCUGAAUAUUGUGUCAUCUAUAAGCCAGUCUGCUAUGUGGAUUGUGUUUCCGGUGUCUAUUAAGUUUCUAUAAACUGUGUGAUGUGGCUGUCUUAAUUUCGAUGUCUAUGAAAAUAUUACGCUUUUACCUAGA
Messenger RNA from Malus domestica (apple), 762 nucleotides. Its product is annotated as protein translation factor SUI1 homolog 2. Gene Ontology annotation, biological process: translational initiation. The record is from RefSeq and is a predicted model, not a curated record. Lineage: Eukaryota; Viridiplantae; Streptophyta; Magnoliopsida; Rosales; Rosaceae. Gene Ontology annotation, molecular function: RNA binding; translation initiation factor activity.